CUGUGGGCUGAUGAUCCAUUCGGGCAGCGUUGGCAUUUUCCGAGGCCGUGUUUUGCUCAGAAAAGGGGCGUGUGCUUUGGGUAGGACCUCCCAUAGUCAGACCCUAUGGCCGUGCAGCUCAGGCGGAGGCGCGGACGGAUGGCCCCCGACGGGCGGCUUUCCUGGCGCUACGGGCGACAGUGCCAGUCCGCCAGUCCGCCGUGACCAGUGAAGGCCCCGGACGCGAGCGAAAAGCAGGCGGUCGCCAGGUCCUGCGGUCGGCGCCAGGUCCUGUGAUGACGGUCCAUGUACGAGAGCGCCAAGCUGACAGAAGGGCUGCGGCUAAAUCGAGAAGCUUCCAGAUUGGAGGCCAUUGCUACUAGUAGCAAGGAUGCAACUAGUAGGGCUUUGAACGGCCAGCGCGUCGAGAUCUCGGCCUUCAGCCCGCGGCAGCGCUACCGAUGCGCUGGGCGCUUCCAAGGCAUCGGUCGAGACGGCCACCGACGUCGAUGGUUCGACUGCUGGGUGAUCAGUCAAGGCGAUGGGUUCGAAAACUCAGUUUUGGAAGUCGACAACAAGCCAACAGCUUCGACCACGAACUUCGUGGAGUGGCAGUAUGUGGAAGUCGAUGAGUUCGUGCGGGCGCGAGUGACCAGAGCAGAAGACAGGUUUGGAAUUGCACGCUAGAACCAUUAUCGACAGAGUCUACAGUCUACACGUCAAGCGUUACAUUAAAGAUGACAAAGGUAAUUUUUGUGUUCCUGGCCAUCCUUGAAUGGCCCGGAACACAAACGCCGUCCCGGAUGUCGGGUCGCCUGUCGUGGGCGGUGCGCUUGAAUUUGGAGUUGCAACUCGAUGGCAGAUAUCAGAAGAGGGACGCGGCUUGGUAUGAACGGAGCGAGUGAAAGGAGCCAGCGGCUGCCAAUCUGUGGCCGUCGACAGGCUGCUACGUGGAAAGCACUGGAGGACUUGACCCCUUGUUCGCUUCAUGUGGCACCUACUGAGCGUGAGGCCGAGGAAAUCCGGUCCCAUUCCCCAUUCACUUCGCUUCCUCGCAUCCUGCAUGCAUCGAGGUUUGUCCAGCGACCUUGGUGCAGCCAUGUUUACCCCACUGAGAUUGGAAGUGCAGAUGAGGUGAUGUUUGCCCUUUUCCCGAACCACUGUGCAGCAC
Messenger RNA from Durusdinium trenchii, 1150 nucleotides. The record is from the annotation of a GenBank genome assembly. NCBI's taxonomy places the organism in Eukaryota, Dinophyceae, Suessiales, Symbiodiniaceae.